This is a messenger RNA of Guillardia theta CCMP2712, 909 nucleotides long. RefSeq lists its product as hypothetical. NCBI's taxonomy places the organism in Eukaryota, Cryptophyceae, Pyrenomonadales, Geminigeraceae. The record is from RefSeq and is a predicted model, not a curated record. Gene Ontology annotation, molecular function: ATP binding; protein kinase activity. Gene Ontology annotation, biological process: protein phosphorylation. Bases 1 to 909 code for a protein of 302 amino acids. The transcript is spliced from 5 exons.
AUGGGAAGAAACGACUACGAGUUCUUGGAGGUCCUAGGACGGGGAGCAAGUGGAGUCUGCAGGAAGAUCAAGGACAAACAAGGACAUAUCUUUGUUAUCAAACAGAUCGACCUGUCGUUUGUAGCGCAGGAGGAGCUUGACAGUGCAAUCAGCGAGUCCGGGUUGUUGUCCUCGCUCUCUCACCCGAACGUCAUCAAGUUCUACGAAGAUUACAUCGACGACGAGAUGCUCCACAUUGUGAUGGAGUACGCGCCCUACGGAACUCUGAAACAAAACUUGAGCACGAUGCCCGCUGCUCUACCCGAGGAGAAUGCGAUGUGGAUCUUCCAGAACAUCAUCAACGGCCUCACAUACCUCCACCAAAAGAAGAUCUUGCACAGAGAUCUCAAGUCUGACAACAUCUUCAUCGGCGAGCAACACAUACCAAAACUCGGAGACUUUGGGGUAGCAAAGAGGCUCAACACAGCUCAGCCAAUGGCAGUCUCUGUGGUAGGAACCCCGCUGUACCUGUCGCCUGAGCUUUGCAAUGGUCAACCCUACGACGCCAAGUCUGACGUAUGGGCGUGUGGAGUUUUGCUGUACGAGAUCUGCUCCCAAGGGAGGCUUCCCUUCCAUGCUGGCAACCACGGGGCAGUGAUCAAGAAGAUUCUUAUGGGGGAGUAUGCGCCGUUGCCGAGCCGUUACAGCGCGUUUGUUCAAGACCUGCUGGGGUCGUGCUUGAGACAAGUCAGAAUCGUCGUCUGCUGUGCAUGUUGGCUGACCCUCCCUGCGCAGAAUCCAACGGAGCGACCGUCGACAGAGCAGAUGAUGAGUCAGCUUGUCAACCACACGGGGACAACAACAGAAUCCUCGGCAAAGAGUCAGGUGAGGAAGCAAACUGAGCCUUGUCGCUCGCUGACUGCCUGGUAG